Molecule: messenger RNA, 1335 nt
Organism: Abrus precatorius (Indian licorice)
Lineage: Eukaryota; Viridiplantae; Streptophyta; Magnoliopsida; Fabales; Fabaceae
Product: vinorine synthase-like
Exons: 1
Coding region: 1-1335 (444 amino acids)
Source: RefSeq, a predicted model, not a curated record
AUGGAAAUCACAAUCACAUCAAGAGAAACAAUCAAACCAUUCUUGCCCACACCAAACGAAAACAAAUUCUUUCAACUCUGUCUGUUUGAUCAGCUUCAACUUGUCACCUAUUUGCCAAUGGUUUUGUUUUACCCCAAGAAAGAACCCUUCUUGGAAACCUCUCAUAUCUGUGCUCAGUUGAAAAGAUCACUGUCUGAGACACUAACCAUUUUCUACCCUAUAGCAGGUAGAAGAAAAAACCACACCUUUAUCACUUGUAAUGAUGAGGGUGCUCUUUACUUGGAAGCCAAGGUAAACCAUAACAUGAUUGAGUUCCUCACACCACCUAAGCUAGAAUUUCUGAAUAAAUUGCUCCCAUGUGAGCCAAAUAAAAUGCACCCAAAUGGAGAAGUGUUACCCCAAGUACUAGUACAAGUGAACAUGUUCAAUUGUGGUGGAAUAGCUAUAGGUACCUGCAAUCUCCACACUCUCCUUGAUGGUUGCUCUGGAAGCCUCUUCCAAACUACGUGGGCUUCUAUCUGCCGUGGGUCUAGGGAGGAGACUCCAUCUCCUGAUUUCACCUCAGCUUCUUCUUUCUUUCCACCAAUAAAUCAUUUGAGUUUGCAUGACCAUGUUGGUCAAAAUAAUGAGGACUCAAAAGUACAAAAAAAUUGCACCACAAGAAGGUUUGUGUUUGAUGCACAAUCCAUCAACACUCUAAGAGCUGAUGCAAAAGAUAAUGAAAGCUCAAAUUCUCCUACAAGAUAUGAAGCACUGGCUGCUUUCAUUUGGAAACAUAUGACACUUGCAUACAAGAUGGAAUGUGGAGAUAGCACAAGACCAGCAGUGGCUAUCCAUAUAGUGGACAUGAGGAGGAGGAUGGGUGAGCCUUUCUCCAAAUACACCAUAGGAAACAUUUUGUGGCCAGUAAUGGUAUGUUGUGAAACAGUGAAUGUUGACACUGAUGCUAGAUAUUUGAUUAGUAUUGCUAGAGAGAAAUUUGGAAAGCUAUCAAGGGAAUUGUUUUUAAGAGUGAAAAGUGAUCCCAAUAUCUUAGGGAGCAAUCAGUGUGUGGAUUUGCCUCAAGGCAUGGAAACAAGGAGUCCAAUUCCAACUGUGUUAACAAGUUGGUGUGGUUUAAAUUUCAGUGAGCUAGAUUUUGGUUGGGGGAAGCCUUUGUGGGCUGGUGUUAGAGGAGGUGAUCAGGAAACUCUGCCCAAUGUGGCUGUUAUCAUGGAAACUGGUGAAGGCAUGGAAGCUUGGUUGACAAUGGAAAUUCAACAUAUAGCUAAAUUGGAGAAGAAUGAGGAGUUUCUCAGAUUGGCUUUGCCUAAUCCUAGUGUUUCACACAUAUAG